ACAGAGAACAACAUUUUCAACUAACAAUUCCCAGAAGCCCUGCGCUCCCUCGGUUCAUCGCCAGGGGGACCUUGAAGGCCGUCUUUGUUCAGAAUCCGAAGCACAGAGGGCGGGGCUUGAAGAAUUUAGCCUUCACAGCUCACCCUCUUUCCGGCUUGUAAACCAUUCUGCCAUGCUGUUAGCUUCACGCCAAAUUAACCUCGAAUUCAACUGCUGAAAUCCAACUUGCAGGAAAAUUUCUUGCAGUAUUUGGUAUCGAAAAAAGAGAGAAGAAAUGGAAUUGAAUUUGUUGAAAUGGAAGCCAAAUUGGCAACUCAGAAAAUGCUGCAACCACGACCAAGUGAUCUUCCUCAUCUCCGUUGCUGUUUGCACUGUCGUUAUCCUUGUGCUGUGGAGGACGGUACUGAUGACACCAUUUAAGCUUAUAACCGUGUUUCUUCACGAGGUGAGCCAUGCAAUCGCUUGUCUGCUUACUUGUGGUAAGGUGGAAGGGAUUAAAGUUAACGCAGAUGAAGGUGGAGUCACACAAACCCGCGGUGGCAUAUCCUGGCUAAUUUUGCCUGCCGGAUAUCUUGGUUCAUCGUUCUGGGGGAUGGUAUUGAUUCUUGCGUCCACAAAACAUCUCACUACACAAAUCGCUGCUGGCUGUUUCGUUGUUGCUCUAAUUAUUGUGUUCUUUUUAGCUAAAAAUUGGACACUUCGAGGACUUUGUAUAGGAUUCAUUGUUUUAUUUGCUGGAAUUUGGUAUCUGCAAGAAGCAACGCCGGUUCAUAUGCUUAGGGAAGUGAUUCUGUUCACCGGUGUAAUGAACAGCUUGUUUUCGGUUUAUGAUAUCUACGAUGAUCUUAUAUCGCGUAGAAUCAAUACGAGUGAUGCUGAAAGAUUUGCAGAUGAGUGUCCCUGCUGUACUGGAUGUGGAUGGGGUGUCAUUUGGGCAUUCAUAUCUUUCACAUUUCUCUGCGGAUCCGUGUACCUAGCUCUUGUGAUUUUAUCUCCGCGUGUGUGACUGUCUCGGAAACAGAUAAACACAAUACACCGCGGAAGAUGUUACAACGUUGGAUUUGGGGGGUUUCAUAUAUUUUCUCACUCUGUCAUACAUUUUGUUACGAAGAACACAUUGCAGUUUGGCACGACAUGAACUCCGUUCAUCGCAUGCUUUUUAGCGAUUCAUUUACUUUAGCCGGAUGAGGGAAACCCGGAUUAAAAGACCGCGGAGGAGGACGUUGGACAACUAGUAGCUAGUAUUCAGUGCUGCUCCUUAGGCUUCUGGGGAAGUAGAUUUGUUGAGGAUAAAUCUAGGAAUUCGUUGUCUCAUAUUCUUCCAUUGAUGAAGGUACAUUACCUUCAUUUUAUGUCACAUAAAAGCACUUUUUGUAAUUGUAAAUCUUAUGCUAAUAUAAUAUAACAUGUUUUAUUCCUUCUA
Molecule: messenger RNA, 1423 nt
Organism: Malus domestica (apple)
Lineage: Eukaryota; Viridiplantae; Streptophyta; Magnoliopsida; Rosales; Rosaceae
Source: RefSeq, a predicted model, not a curated record